Messenger RNA from Achroia grisella, 842 nucleotides. RefSeq names its product ubiquitin-conjugating enzyme E2 L3 (gene Ubc10). Lineage: Eukaryota; Metazoa; Arthropoda; Insecta; Lepidoptera; Pyralidae. The transcript has 4 exons. The record is from RefSeq and is a predicted model, not a curated record. The coding region runs from base 188 to 652 and encodes 154 amino acids.
CUUUAAUUUUAUGGUGGUCAUCGGUAGUCUCGAUUUUCCAAUUCAUUAACAUUAAUUUAUAGAUUUUUCUUAUAAAUUUAAGUAUUUUCCGAUUGUUUAAUAUAAUUAUGGUGUUAGUGUUUACCAUAUAAUUAAUUUUAAAACGUUUUAAUAUCGCAAUCGCAAAUUUUUGUCAAAUUUUCGUACAAUGGCUGCAACAAGACGAUUACAAAAGGAAUUAAAUGAUAUUAGACAAUCAGGAUUAAAAUCUUUUAGAGACAUUCAAGUUGAUGAGUCCAAUCUUCUAACAUGGCAAGGACUUAUUGUUCCCGAUAAUCCACCAUACAAUAAAGGUGCAUUUCGCAUUGAAAUCAACUUUCCUGCAGAGUAUCCAUUCAAACCACCAAAAAUUAGUUUCAAAACCAAGAUCUAUCAUCCAAAUAUUGAUGAAAAAGGCCAGGUAUGCCUACCCAUCAUAAGUGCUGAGAAUUGGAAACCUGCCACAAAGACUGAUCAAGUUAUUCAAGCUUUAGUGGCUCUUGUCAAUGAUCCAGAGCCUGAACAUCCUUUACGUGCAGAUCUCGCUGAGGAAUUCCUCAAGGACCGAAAGAAAUUCACAAAGAAUGCAGAGGAGUUUACUAAAAAGAACAGUGAAAAACGGCCUACUGAUUAAAUAUCUAUCAAUUUCAAGAAUCAAUGUAUAUUCUGGAUUUACAGCAACAGUUCACAAUGUUGUAACAAUUGCUUGCUAAGUGUCAUUAUAAUAUGAAAUUUCACUCUUAAAUGUUGCUGAUUUAAAGAUGUUUUGCAUUUAUAUACCAUUAUAUUGGGUAAGUUUCAAGUUUUUUUUCAGCAUAGAUAAU